AUGGCUCUCGUCGUCACCGCAACGAGGAACCACGGCGCGAGAGAGAUCGUCGUGACGAUGGUAGGGACUAUCGACGUCUUAGCAGAUCACGAAGUCCUGUUCCCCGAAAUCGUGACCGUGCUGGACGUCACGGCGACCGAGGCCAUGAACGAGACAUGA
Messenger RNA from Drechmeria coniospora, 159 nucleotides. RefSeq lists its product as uncharacterized. The transcript has 2 exons. NCBI's taxonomy places the organism in Eukaryota, Fungi, Ascomycota, Sordariomycetes, Hypocreales, Ophiocordycipitaceae. The coding region runs from base 1 to 159 and encodes 52 amino acids. The record is from RefSeq and is a predicted model, not a curated record.